AAUCAUUACAAAAAAUUAUGAAUAAUUAAGUGCAAGGGAAUAACAACUAGGCAUAAUAAGCUAAUCAAGGUUAAUAAUAAGGAGGAUUUGGUUUUUUCAGAAUAAUUCUUACCAUUAUAGGUAUAAAUUAUAUGGUUUCAUUUUUCUAAUAAAGUCCUCGAGUUGAUACUUAUUUCAACAUUCUAAAUUCAAAUGAUCUAUUUAACUUAACAAUUACAAACAAUGUAACUAAUUGGACUUUUGAAGAGUUAGAUUUAUUUUAUAGUAAAGACACAAUAAUUGUGAAAAACAUUACUUUGACAGGAGAAGAAGUAUAAAUAUAUAUUAUUCAAAGCUACUUAAAAAUCCUUAUUUCAAAAUAGAAUUAGGAAACAGCAACUUUAAUAUUGAAUCAGGCUUUGCAUUAACAAAACUAAUGAAAGUGUAAUAAAAUGAAAAAAAGAAUUUAUUAUUUGAUAAGCAUGAUGAGUAUAUGAUAAAGAAAUCUGAAGAAAAUUUGACUAAUUCAAAAUAUGAAUGGCAUACAAAAAAUAAAUAAUAUAUAUUAUUUGUGCAUGAUUCAAAUUCAUAUCCAAAAAAUUAAAUUCCACCAUAAAUUAAAUGUAAAAUAAAUUGAAUUAUAAAUUUAGAUAGAUUUUAAAGAACAUAAGAAGGUUUCAUUUAUACUCCAAAUCUGGAUGUUGAUAACUAUUUUUUAAGAAAGAAAGAUCAUCUUUUGAUUUAAACAAAUGAGACAUAUGAAAUUCCAAUAGAAUUUAAUUGUUAUAAUUCAUGGAAAUAUUAUAUGAUUGAUUCUUUGAAAUAAGCAGGAAAAUUUUAUGAAAAUUUAGGAAUGGAAAUAUAUGAUGAAAUAGCAGAAGAUAAUACUAAGGAGAUGCUUUUUGAAACUAAUUUUUAUUUAGUUGCUGUAACAAUGAUAGUUAGUUUAUUACAUACAGUGUUUUCAACAUUAGCUAUAAAGAAUGACUUUUAAUAUUGGAAGAAUUUGAAUUCUUAAGAAGGAAUAUCAAUAAGAGCUUUAUAUACAAAUUUUGUAUUUGAUGUUAUCAUUACUUUAUACUUAUUAGAUAAUGAAACUUCUUAUCUCAUAAUAAUUUAAUAAUUUGUUGAAUUAGGAUUGAUGGUAUGGAAAAUCACAAAAACAACCAAAUUCAAAAAAAUUAAUGUAUUUCCUUAUGUAUAAUUCUUGCAUUAAUAAUCCUAUGAAUCGAAAACUUAAUAAUAUGAUUAGAAAGCAGCUAAUUUCUUGUAUAAAUUGUCAAUACCUUUAUUUGGUGGCUACAUUAUUUAUGCUUUGAUUUACUAAGAACAUAAAGGAAUAUAUUCCUUUAUAAUAGAGAGCUUAGUAGAAUUUAUCUAUUUAUUUGGUUUUAUUAAUAUGACUCCUUAGUUAUUUAUUAAUUAUAAACUUAAAUCUGUAGCUCAUUUACCAUGGAGAACAAUGAUAUAUAAGUUUUUGAACACUAUAAUUGAUGAUUUAUUUGCAUUCAUAAUAACAAUGCCAUGGUUAAAGAGAUUAAGUUGUUUUAGAGAUGAUAUAAUAUUUCUUAUAUAUAUAUAUCAAAGAAGGAUAUAUAAAGUAGAUCCAAAUAGAUUAGUAAUUAUUUUAAAUAAUAUAUUUAGGAUGCUGGAUAUUCUUAGGAUAUAAAUACUUAAUAAGAAGUAACAGAAAAUAAAGAAAAAAAGGAUUGA
This is a messenger RNA of Paramecium sonneborni, 1692 nucleotides long. The record is from the annotation of a GenBank genome assembly. Lineage: Eukaryota; Ciliophora; Oligohymenophorea; Peniculida; Parameciidae.